UAGAAAAAAAAUGGCAGCGCGCGUGUGAAUGUCAUGCCAUCCUAAAACCAUUCCCUCAACCAGUUUGCGUUUUGAAUAUUUCAAUGUGUUUCAUGUGUUGAAACUGACGCAUGAAUUAAUUCAUUCACCCUCCGACAGCUACAGACCAGGGAAUCAAUAACAACGCUCGUUUCAAGCUUUGGAUGUUAGCAUUUUAGCUAAACUACAACAUUACGUUAGUCAACUUGGGGACGCAAUCGCAAUGGAUCCGGAUGGGCAACUCAGAAACCUCCGGGAUUUCCUCCUGGUUUACAACCGCAUGACUGAAAUUUGCUUCGAUCGAUGCAGCAGCAACUUCAACUACAGAAGCCUCACCAUGGACGAGGAUAAGUGUGUGGACAGCUGCGCGGGGAAGCUGAUUCGCUCCAACCACCGCCUGAUGAGCACCUACGUGCAGCUGAUGCCUAAGAUGGUGCAGCGGCGGAUGGAGGAGAUGGAGAGCAAAGCGGCGGAAAUGGCCAAGGCGGCAGAGGCCGCCGCCGCCAACUCGGCACCUCCCCUGGCGGAGGCGUCGCCGGCGUCUCAAACCCCCGUCGACUCAUCGCCACCCGCGCAACUACCGGAGCGACCUUUUACCUCGACGCCGAUUGACGACGCCGGACCGGGGGCCCACGGCUCCGCCUUAAUGCCGGGAGGAAUGAAUAUUCCAGUUGACGCUGUCGUGUCCAAUUCCACGGCAGAAUCAAAAGUCCACUUAUCGGCUGCAACGCCGCUCACGCCUGUGAUUGAAGCAGCAGGUGUCUCUGUGCUUAAUGGAGCUGGCGAUUGACCGUCGUAAGCAGCGGGUUUACCUCGAGCCGCCAUUCAGUCGGAGAUCUCGGCGCCUGUAUUCACGCCAUCUCAACCAGACGUGCUCCCGUCGACAGAAGCGGCGCCGACGGUGUCUCGAUCCAUCGAGAGCCUGUCGGGGCCCCAGAGGGCCGCGGAGGUCACCCCGCCGUCGGGCCAGUCACGACGGCCGGUCCGGGUGUGUCUCCGGAGGUUAAUCUGUAGUAAUCUUUUACUCCCUCCACACACAAAAAACCCCCCAAAUGUGACAUUGCUGAAAAUAAUUGCUGAUUUUAAUAGAUUGACAUGCAUUAUACAAUAACAUCAACUAUUAUUACACGGGAACUAUUCAUGUCAUAUCGUCUUUUUCUGGAGUAUGUCCUCUCAAAUGGGAAUAUUUGAUGUUUUUCAUAUUUCAAAUGAAGUCUUUUUUUGGUUUGUCAAUGCUUGUAUUUACGGCAGGCUGUUGAAUAAUCAUCAGUUUAGAUUACUUUUUGACUGCCCUCUGAUCCGACUAUACAACACGAAACCCUAUGGUGACAAAACAUAGUCAAGCAUGUCACUCUUAAUAAGAAUAGUAACAAACAAAAACAACGAUGCAGAUAUUGCAAUCAUAGGUUUAAAUGUUUUGAGGUAAGAUGCAAAACAAAAAGGAAGUUAUUGUAACCGUAUAUAUGUGUGUGCUAUGUUAGUUGAAAAUAAUAUGGUUUAAUGAUGGCAGUCAUGCUGUCAUAAAAAGGUGAUGAAAGGUGAUUUAUCUUCAAUAAAAAUGAGUAUAUAUUA
This is a messenger RNA of Pseudoliparis swirei, 1590 nucleotides long. It is a transcript of the gene timm10b, whose product is annotated as translocase of inner mitochondrial membrane 10 homolog B (yeast). The coding region runs from base 242 to 808 and encodes 188 amino acids. The transcript is spliced from 3 exons. Lineage: Eukaryota; Metazoa; Chordata; Actinopteri; Perciformes; Liparidae. Gene Ontology annotation, cellular component: mitochondrial intermembrane space chaperone complex. The record is from RefSeq and is a predicted model, not a curated record.